This is a messenger RNA of Rhipicephalus microplus (southern cattle tick), 1179 nucleotides long. RefSeq names its product glycoprotein-N-acetylgalactosamine 3-beta-galactosyltransferase 1. Lineage: Eukaryota; Metazoa; Arthropoda; Arachnida; Ixodida; Ixodidae. Gene Ontology annotation, molecular function: N-acetylgalactosaminide beta-1,3-galactosyltransferase activity. Gene Ontology annotation, cellular component: membrane. The record is from RefSeq and is a predicted model, not a curated record.
AUGGCGUGGGAAGGCUUACCAGGCCGCGGAAGAGGUCGUUGCCUCUCACGUCGCAGCGCACCAGGCGGGGUGGUGUGCAGAAGAGCAGCGUUCUUCGUCACUGGCCUCUUCCUUGGACUUGAGCUGACUUCUUGGCUGCCAGAGACGAGGAUGCUGGACGGCGCCUUUUCGCAGCAAUCACAGACUAUCCGACAGCAGCCCGCACUGCCCUUUGCCAUUCCACGCACUCCGAUCCUGUACGACUUGAACAGCUCGAUUUAUGGCGCAGUGUCUUGGAGCAACUGGGUGUCGCGCGAUCUCUUGCGCCGACGAGUCCGCGUGCUGUGCUGGGUGCUGACAAACCCGAACAACACGGAAACCAAGGCGCGUCACGUAGCCGCCACGUGGGGUCGCCGCUGCAACCGGCUGAUGUUCAUGAGCACAAGCCGCAGCCACGAAGACGAAUUGCAGCCGUCGGUGGUGCUGAACUUGAGCGUCGCCGAGCGCCGAAAUGCCCUGUGGGCAAAGACCAAGGCGUCGCUCGUAGAGUUGUACAACAACCACAUCAACGACUACGACUGGUUCUACAAGGCUGAUGACGACACAUACGUGGUGAUCGAGAACCUAAGGUACUUCUUGUUGGACAAGGACCCAACUCGCGCGCUCUACUUUGGCUAUCCGUUCCGCAUGCACAUACCCAAUGGAUACACGAGUGGUGGCUCCGGCUACGUGCUGAGCCGCGGGGCACUACUGCGCCUUGUCGAGCAAGGCAUGAUGCAGGGCAAGUGUCGAUCUGACGGGGCGGGCAGCGAGGACGCCGAGCUGGGCCGCUGCCUAAUGAAGGUCGGCGUGUCGCCUGGCGACACGCGCGAUGCCCUCGGUCGAGACCGUUUCUUCCCGCUGCGACUUGAACACUAUUUCUGGCAGGAUACGCUUCCUCUACACUGGUGGAUUUGGCGGUACGCUAAGUACCCCGUGCGACCGGGCUGGAAUUGCUGCAGCGACACGGCUGUGGCCUUUCACUACACGAAGCCUGAUAUGAUGUACGUGUAUGAGUUCUUCGUGUACCACGUGCGGGUGUUGGGCGGCCUCGAUGAGCGGGUACACCCAAGGCUGCAGCGCUACGUGCGCCACACGCGACAUCAAAGCCGAGCCGCCGAGGAGAAGGCCGUGGUGCGUCGCUGCGGUGAUGCCAGCUAG